This is a messenger RNA of Drosophila bipectinata, 1046 nucleotides long. RefSeq names its product glycoprotein-N-acetylgalactosamine 3-beta-galactosyltransferase 1. Gene Ontology annotation, cellular component: membrane. The record is from RefSeq and is a predicted model, not a curated record. Gene Ontology annotation, molecular function: N-acetylgalactosaminide beta-1,3-galactosyltransferase activity. NCBI's taxonomy places the organism in Eukaryota, Metazoa, Arthropoda, Insecta, Diptera, Drosophilidae.
AUGUAUCCAAAAGAAUCACUUUUCUUGAAACGAAAAAGUGAUCUUCAUCAUCAGCAGUUAACGGGGUCUUCAUCCCGUCCUGUGCUUUUCCUCCUCCUGGGCAUAGGAAUUGGUUACCUUAUCACUCAGAAUGUCCUAUUGCCUGAUAUAGAUUUUAAAUCAUACUCCAAUCAUACGGAAAAAGGAAGUCUCCUUUCUAUAGACAUGACCGAAAAGGUUCGAAUUUUAUGCUACGUCAGCACAUCAUACCAAGAGGCAGCAAAGGCGGUACUUCGUACUUGGGCAAGACGAUGCAAUAAGCUCAUAUUUUUUACUAACAAGGUGGAUCCGGCACUACCGGGAUCGGUGGUUUUAUCGGAAAACUCUAGCCUUCGAGAGUCGUGGAAAAAUACCAAGAGUGCCCUUAAAUAUGUCUACAAUCAUCACUUGAACGAUGCCGAUUGGUUUCUGGAGGCGGACGAUCAGACCUAUGUUUUGAUGGAGAAUCUGCGCUACAUGUUAUAUCCCUUUAGUCCGGAGAGGCCAAUCUAUUUCGGAUCCCCUGGCACUGUGAUGAGCCGGGACGCUUUGCGAAAGGUCGUAACGGUUGCCUUGCCAAAUCCAACCAAAUGUGAGGAAAAGGAUACGGGUUCAACGAUGGGCAGAUUGAAGGAGUGCCUUGACAAUGCAGACGUUGAGGAGGGAAACUCCAGAGACUCGAAAGGACGUAGACGAAUGUACCUCGUCGAGCCACAGGCAAGAUCUAAUAGGUAUCUGCACUACGAAGCCUAUUUUUGGUACUGGAAGUAUAUAACCGUGAGGACCAAAGAUGGCAUUUUUGCUUGGUCUGACUAUCCCGUAUCCUUUCCCUUCAUAAACCAUCAUUAUAUGUACAGUUUUGAAUAUAUGAUAUAUCGGUUAAGAGCCUAUGGUCGAAAACUUGCUAAUGAAACCCUUCCCAGCCCGAUUGUACCACAUAAAAUGAAAGAAAAAAACCAACAAAGUGGGGAAAACGAAGUUCCAUCCGAUUACGCUUACUAAUAAAUAUUAUUUUAAAACACAUUAAA